AUGGAAGUUGGCCUGAAUUUCAAGGAAACUGAGCUGUGCCUCGGCCUUCCCGGUGGCGGAGGCGACAUCAAGACCAGCGGCAAGAGAGGCUUCUCAGAAACCGUUGAUCUCAAACUCAACCUUCAUUCCGACGACUCAGAUCUGAAGGAGACCGUUUCCUCAUCUUCAACCGCUCCUCUUAUUAAGGAUCCAGUCAAACCUCCAGCCAAGGCACAAGUGGUGGGAUGGCCACCCGUGCGGUCAUUCCGCAAAAACGUGAUGGAGGAGGAGGCGGCGUUGGUGAAGGUGUCGAUGGAUGGAGCGCCGUAUCUUCGGAAGGUCGACCUGAAAAUGUACAAGGGCUACAAACAGCUCUCUGAUGCCUUGGCAAAGAUGUUCAGCUCCUUCACCAUGGGUAAUUAUGGGAGCCAAGGUAUGAUAGAUUUCAUGAAUGAAGGGAAAUUAAUGGAUUUGUUGAACACUUCUGAUUACGUUCCCAGUUAUGAGGAUAAGGAUGGCGACUGGAUGCUCGUCGGGGAUGUUCCAUGGGAGAUGUUUGUUGAGUCUUGUAAGCGUCUCCGUAUUAUGAAAGGAUCUGAAGCCGUUGGACUUGCACCAAUAGCUAUGGAGAAAUGCAAGAGCAGGUGCUGA
Molecule: messenger RNA, 630 nt
Organism: Salvia splendens (bonfire salvia)
Lineage: Eukaryota; Viridiplantae; Streptophyta; Magnoliopsida; Lamiales; Lamiaceae
Product: auxin-responsive protein IAA7-like
Exons: 5
Coding region: 1-630 (209 amino acids)
Biological process (GO): regulation of DNA-templated transcription
Cellular component (GO): nucleus
Source: RefSeq, a predicted model, not a curated record